Messenger RNA from Rangifer tarandus platyrhynchus (Svalbard reindeer), 636 nucleotides. The record is from the annotation of a GenBank genome assembly. Lineage: Eukaryota; Metazoa; Chordata; Mammalia; Artiodactyla; Cervidae.
AUGGUGUUCCUGAAGUUUCUCUGGAUGGGUUUUCUGUGCCACCUGUGUCAGGGCUAUUUCGACGGUCCUCUCUACCCAGAGAUGUCCAACGGGACCCUGCAUCACUACUUUGUGCCGGACGGGGACUACGAGGAGAACGACGACCCCGAGAAAUGCCAGCUGCUCUUCAGGGUGAGUGACCACCGGCGUUGCUCCCAGGGGGAGGGGAGCCCGGCCAGCACUCUGCUAAGCCUCACCCUGCGGGAGGAAUUCACCGUGCUGGGCCGCCAGGUGGAGGACGCGGGGCGCGUGCUGGAGGGCAUCAGUAAGAGCAUCUCCUACGACCUUGACGGGGAGGAGAGUUAUGGCAAGUACCUGCGGCGGGAGUCCCACCAGAUCGGGGAUGCCUACUCCAAUUCGGACAAGUCCCUCACUGAGCUGGAAAGCAAGUUCAAACAGGGCCAGGAGCAGGACAGCCGGCAAGAGAGCAGGCUCAACGAGGACUUCUUGGGGAUGCUGGUCCACACCAGGUCCCUGCUGAAGGAAACGCUGGACAUCUCCGUGGGGCUCAGGGACAAAUAUGAGCUGCUGGCCCUCACCAUCAGGAGCCAUGGGACCCGACUAGGUCGGCUGAAGAACGAUUAUCUUAAAGUGUAG